Babesia ovata is the source of this 1314-nucleotide messenger RNA. RefSeq names its product enoyl- hydratase isomerase family protein. Gene Ontology annotation, cellular component: mitochondrion. The transcript is spliced from 4 exons. Gene Ontology annotation, molecular function: hydro-lyase activity. The record is from RefSeq and is a predicted model, not a curated record. The coding region runs from base 1 to 1314 and encodes 437 amino acids. Lineage: Eukaryota; Apicomplexa; Aconoidasida; Piroplasmida; Babesiidae.
AUGUAUACGGGAAUAUCGCAAAUCAACGCUCUAUACCGUCGUCUAGCCGACCUGGAGACGAAUAUAUACAAGCGUUUUGUCGUGGUGACUAGCAUGUCUAGGGACAUGUUCAGUAAAGGGCUGAACUCUCUAGAGAUGAAUAUGUUUAAGGAGUCACUACAACUACUAUCGAAUCACAAGAAUGGAGCAGUACUAUACGGGGUUAUACAACGUGCCUUGGACGACUAUCUCAGCAAUAUAUGCGACCUAUCCUACCUGAUACAGAGUUACCAGAAACCGCUGCUUUCAUAUGCGAACGGAGUAGUGGGCGGUUUCGCCACUUCUGUGGUGUCGCUUGCGAACGUUAGUGCAUGUCACAAGCACUCGCGUAUGGCCUUCAACAACCUUGAGCAUGGUAUGCCACUGUUGGGGGGUCAAUCCUGCACACUGGCUAUGCUGCGAGGUUCACUGGGUGAAUACUUACUGCUGACAGGCCACGAGUUGGCAGGCGCGGAUCUGGUUUGGUCAGGUCUUGUAAGGCGGUACAUAUCGCCAGAUGCGUUUCAUGUAAUGCAGUUGACAGCGGAGAGACAGGUAGAAAUGCCUGAGAAGGAAACGGAAUUCCAAUUGCAAGAACACUUUUUGCAAUUGGACUCCAGGUACUCGUUGGACAAAUUUGAAUGGCUAAUCCACGAACACUUCAACCGCUCGUCGGUUGCGUCUAUACUCCGGAGCUUGGAACGCGGUGUUUCAGCGAAGAAGAUGAGGUCACACAGCUCCAUAAACGCCGAACUGGUGCGUAAAUGGGAAAUAAAAACUCUGGACACGUUGACAAAUCACGUAGGAGGAUGCACGGAGGAGUUUGAUAUCGCUUUAAAAUUAAUACGUGACGUGAAAUCGUAUAAAUUACAGGUGCUAAAGACACUGGAUAUAUCGCCUAAUCGGUGGAACGAGAUGCGGGAUUUCGUACACAUACCUCCAGUUUCCGCGAACGAUCACAAGAUGUCAAUGAUGUUGCAUUCUAUCCACAGCGAAAUACUGCUGGAAGCGUUGCAAUUGGAAGUUGCGUCAUGGUUGGGUUAUCUUGGCAGAACCCUCCAACUACCGUCUGGUGAUUUGUGGUCCCGAUCAAAGUUCUCGUCUCAUCCGUUUACGCCAUGCUACCGCUCAGGGUUUUCGCUUUCCUCGCUUCCCGCGCUGAGGCGGCUCCACCCGGACUUCGACCCGCGCACCGGCAGCGACCACGACGCCGUUCGCAUGAAGAGAUUAUGCGAGCGCUGGUCGGACGACUUCCUGCAACGUGAACUAUUCCUCAUGCAGCGCAUUCUGACGUAG